AUGAGUAAUAGCAGAGAACGGAGGAGGAGAAUCGCAGAGAGAGGAAGUGAUCGCAUCGCUCUCAUCACUGGCCGAGUCCAGACCCUUCCUGCAUCACCAACUCUCCAUCAUCAUGCGCACACAGAAUCAUCACCGCCUGCGUUCUCCUCCUAUGAUUCAGAAGCCAUUUUCUCCGAUCAAAUCGACGCUGGUAACAAAGACGGCUUUGGCUUUCAACAUGAAAUUGGGGAUGAGUUUGAAAACCAAGAUAAACCACAACUGCGCAAAUGUAAGACUGGCGCAGAGCCAAAACAAGGCCAUUUCUCAGAGACCGAAACAAGAACAGUAGUUCAAAAGGCACCAAAUGACUUUCAAAAGCCACACCCUAUUCAGUCUAACCAUUUCUUCUCUUCCAAGCUGUUAAAUUCUUGCAUUGUAGCUUCUGAGCCGACUCGCGCUAUGUGUUCUCUCAUGAUAGCUCUUCUGGUGGUUCUAUCUUACGUCGAUUACCCGCUAUUUGGUUGGAACAUUGUGAGAUCAGAGAGUAUUGUAGCCUCUAGACCUCUUUAUAUACUUUUGCUGAUGGAUGUAACUAUUGUACUCGCUCGAGUGUUUUACGAGAAGCAGAAAGAACAUGGAGCUCAGGAAGGAAAAGUUGCUCCUCGGGCGCACAAUUGGGAAGGAGCCGAGAAGCUGUUGGAGCGGGGAUUGGUCGCGUACCAGGCCAUUCGGGGAGUCUUUAUCGAUUUUAGCAUUUACACGGUGGUGGUGGUGUGCGGACUCUCUUUUAUUUAACUCUAGUAGAAGAUAAAUUCCUUUUUUUUUUUCUCUGCUGAGAAAUAAUUUUCUUGUCAUCUCCAUUUGAAUUUAUUUCACUUUUUCUCAGA
This is a messenger RNA of Tripterygium wilfordii, 866 nucleotides long. RefSeq lists its product as uncharacterized. The coding region runs from base 1 to 774 and encodes 257 amino acids. The transcript has 2 exons. The record is from RefSeq and is a predicted model, not a curated record. NCBI's taxonomy places the organism in Eukaryota, Viridiplantae, Streptophyta, Magnoliopsida, Celastrales, Celastraceae.